This is a messenger RNA of Pyricularia grisea, 2140 nucleotides long. RefSeq lists its product as uncharacterized. NCBI's taxonomy places the organism in Eukaryota, Fungi, Ascomycota, Sordariomycetes, Magnaporthales, Pyriculariaceae. The transcript has 2 exons. The coding region runs from base 596 to 2140 and encodes 514 amino acids. The record is from RefSeq and is a predicted model, not a curated record.
CACCCGAGGAGAUGUCUUCAGAGCGGCCUGUCUCUCGGUACCGCGAGGUGGUCAAGUCGCCGCCCAACGCCCGACCGAAGCCGCGGGACGUGCGCUUCGAGCAGAAGCUGACGGGCGAGGGCUACCAGCGGAACUGCCUCCUUUGAGCAUCAGCUUCACCCCCAAUCUUCGUCAUACAUGUUUGAGCCUCCUGAUCACAUACGCAAAAUGGAUGAGAUGCCUCACAGACAGUGACAUGUGCAAGUUCGCAACUCCAAUGUGCUUCAGAGGUAUAAUAUUCGAACUUUUAGCACUGACAACCUCACUGAAUUCUGACUGUGGUACAUGGCAGUGACCGCAGAUGUACUCAUAAGGAGGCCUCCGUGAUGAAUUGUGUCUGCUGCAAGGAUAUACUGGGGAGCUAUCAAGAAAAGAAGGAGCCAUAGUGCCUGGGCACCUCGCUUGCACACGGAGGCUGAGUAUAAACACCGGGAAACACAUCCGGCCUCUCCUGGGACUUUUUACAGCCCAAUCAGCCGCGAAAGCCAAGACCGGGCCAUGAAACCGCCCAGUUCAGAUUUGUUCGUUGGUGCUAGUUGCGAAGCAGUGGCUUCGCAUGCGUCAGGAGCAGGGGCCUGCCUCGAACAAGCAGGCAUGUGUUUACUUUGAUGACAAUGACAAUCUCUGCGUGGUUGAUCUUCGUGGCAAGAAAGAGCUUCUUCAGACCAGCCCUUUUGCGACUGCACUUGAUGUUUGCCUGGUAUUUCUAGAUGAGGCUCAUAAUCGUGACACUGAUUUGAAGCUGCCCGACAACUGUCGGGCCGCCGUCACAUUGGGGGCCAAUUUGACCAAGGAUCGCUUGGUUCAGGCCUGCAUGAGAAUGCGCAAGCUAGGCAAGGGCCAAACGGUAGUUUUUUGUAUUCCGGCCGAAAUCAAGGUCAAGAUCCUCAAGAAGGUUCACAAGGAUGAGGAAGAUAGCAUCGAGCUGGCUGACGUUCUGCACUGGGCAAUCACCGAGACGUGGGUUGACAUACAGCGCAGCAUACCACUGUGGGCGGUCCAAGGUCGUCGUUUUGGCCAUCAAAAGCACCUUUGGAACAAGUCCCACGAUGGAAACCUGAGUGUUGCCACUAUGUCCCCUCAGCAAGCCAUCAAAUUCCAGGAGGACAAAGCACAGACUAUUGAGAAUCUUUACAAGCCGGGCGAGCGCCAGAAAAAGCCUUGUUGUGCAGACGCCUCCAGCCACGAGGGCGCGUCCAGCAUAGUCAAGCACUGCGCGCAGUUCGGCGAUGUCAAUCUCGAUUGGGCCGUCCUGCAGGAAGAGCAGGAGCGCGAGCUUGCUCCCGAGAUUGAGCAAGAAGGGCAGGUUAAACGCCCACGACCUGCAAAGCCGGUCAUGCACACACUCGACCCCGUUAUCGUCAACUUUGCCAAGACGGGAGUUCUAACUGCCGGGUCUGCGUCUUUCAAGCCUGCUUUUAAGUCCCUGGAGCUACUCACCGCGGCCAAGCUUAUGCCCAAGUUGAGCGAAUUUCCUCAAGAUGUGUUGGUCACUCUAGACUUUGCCAGUACUGUCGAACUCGAGGCGACGGCCAAGCAAGACCAGUAUCUUCGCCCUGUCCAGUGGGUUCUGACAAGCAUGGGUGAUGGAGAUGACAGGUCCGGCGUUGUAAAGCACCUCGUCAUCAUCAGUCCUUUUGAGGCGCAGGCUUUGCUGGCCACUGUCAGGAACAACGCCAAAACUACUUUGCAUUUAUAUGCGCCGCGCUCAACACUUGGGUUUGAGAGCCUUGAAGAUCUUCGCCUCUACCCAACACCUGCUCUCCCAGCCGAAUGGUCCGUGCCUAGGCAUUUGAUCCUCCAGUUGAACCUCUUUGCCGGCCAACUUUACAUCUCAUCCUUUGCCGACUAUACGGCCCUUUGUGACAUGCUCGGAUUGGACUGGGAGGGUGGUGGGAAAGACGGAAUGGUGGUCUGUGCUGACGGCUUCGUCGACCCGGCAUCGAACCCUGGAAAGACCCUCAAGCAUUCUUUUGAGCAUAGUCCCGUCAGUUUCCUUAAGGUAUACCUGACAAAGGUCCGCCGUGACUGCGAGUCGAUCGAAAAGACCCAUAUGGGCAAGAUCCUGAAUGCCAUCGUCCUUCGACCUAAGUACUUUUAG